This is a messenger RNA of Moneuplotes crassus, 805 nucleotides long. The record is from the annotation of a GenBank genome assembly. Lineage: Eukaryota; Ciliophora; Spirotrichea; Euplotida; Euplotidae.
AUGAUUGAUAAUACUUACCAACUAAAAGAGCUAUUGGGAAUUGGAGGCUCCUCUAAAGUCUACAAUGCCACCUCAAAGGAUGACCAAGAGUACGCCAUAAAGGUCAUUAGGAAAGACAAGGGAUAUUCGGAGGAGCUGUCGCGCCAAAUCGUGCAAAAUGAGUACUUACUCUCUCUCAAAUUAGGAAGCCAUCCUAAUUUAGUGAACAUUAUUAGCUACAAUUCAGACGGAAGAGCCCAAUUAGCUGAUGGAAUUCAUUCAAUAAACUACUUGUUGAUGGAAAAAUGACAAAAUGGAGCUUUGUCUAGUAUCAUUAGAAAGACUGGACCAGUCGAGGAGAAUGUGGCUAAGUUUCUAUUUGUGCAACUAUUAUCUGCGGUGAAAUUUGUUCAUGAAAAAUAUGCUCACAUGGAUAUCAAACUUGAAAAUAUUUUAUUAGAUUGCUUUUUCAAUGUUAAGCUUGCUGACCUUGGAACAGUUGUUGAUGUUUCUGAAUCAGAAGGAUAUACUAAUCAGAGAAGAGGUACUCCUCACCAAAAGACCUUCUAAGUGAAAUGCUCCAAGAAGAUGCUUCUUACAGAAUCAGCCUUGAAGACAUCGCAUCCCAUCCUUGGCUAUCAGAUUGCGACUUUUCCGAUAUGCAAGAACUCGUAUAUCUAGAAAUGAAGGCGCGUUCUGAUCACAUAAAUAACACCAACAACGAAGAUUUUUAAACCUGGUAUAUUUACUGGCUUAUUAGCCAAGUCCUUUAAGGAUUCAAUCCCUAAUUAUCUAACUAAUAACCUAUUACCCCUAAAACGCCUCU